Messenger RNA from Phytophthora nicotianae INRA-310, 828 nucleotides. RefSeq lists its product as hypothetical. NCBI's taxonomy places the organism in Eukaryota, Oomycota, Peronosporomycetes, Peronosporales, Peronosporaceae. The record is from RefSeq and is a predicted model, not a curated record. The transcript has 6 exons. Bases 1 to 828 code for a protein of 275 amino acids.
AUGCCUACAGCUCAUCGAUACCAGGUUUUUGCCCACCCAACAGCCAAGUGCUUUUUUUAUGACGCGACCAACCUUGCAUUCGACCAGCACCGUCAUUUUACAGAAGGACCACUAAAUGCAGCAGCCGUCAUAAAAGCAAAGAACAAGUUGCUUCGCCCCUGUAAUCACCGCGUCGCCAAAGUCAAAACUGGGCGUACCAUAAUUUUCAUCAACUGUGAGAGCACCAUAGUGGUGCAGUUAGAGACAAGCAACAAAGCAGCAGCUAAAGUGACGACGGGGCGUACGAAAUUAUUCAAGCAAUCGUUGACGGGAAAUCUAGGCGAAGAGGAGUCCAUCAAAACGGCGGAGGUGCAAUUUCUUUCUAUGCAGCAGGUUAUCGUGGAGGAUAGUCGGAUUGAAGACAUGACUUCCUUGGCACUACGUGCUAAGUGGAGCUGUGAUGAGAUCCAGGCGGUUCGUAAUGCUCUGGGCUUCACCUGCAAAAGUUACUUGUACACAGGUUGGGCCUGUGCACACGUAAUUGUGUCAUUGGACUUGCUAGGGAAGAUAAAGAUUGGCCUAACCAUGGCGGCAAUUCCGAUGCGCGGGCUUCCUGGGCGGCCGCGUGCACUCGCUGGGCCCCUCCAGCGCGAAUCUGACAUUGAUGUCACUAACAAUGAAAAGACGUAUAAGGAGCAUCGGGUCGGUCAAGUAGCAGGGUGUCGAGUGUCGGAAACGGAUGGAGUGUAUAUCUGGAGCUUUGCUUUCGUCCAUGGAGACUCGUUAGAAUACCAAGUUGAAAACCUAGCUCACGCAAUUUGCCGAGCUUAUUCGCUUGGAACCCAAUAA